AUGUUGCUGCCCACGAAUUCAUCGCCUUUGGGUUUCCAAACGGACUUUUAUCACAAUGUCACGGAGAAAACGAAGUUUUUUGCUUCGAAGUGCGUCAACAGCAAGAGUCCCACUAGAGAGAAGAACGGAGACACGUUGAGAAGAAAUCGAUUCAGAUUUUGCGUUUGUACCGGACCUAGGAAAAACAAUAAGAAAAGCGCUAAGUGGUAUGUUAAGUCUUACUGA
Molecule: messenger RNA, 225 nt
Organism: Acanthoscelides obtectus
Lineage: Eukaryota; Metazoa; Arthropoda; Insecta; Coleoptera; Chrysomelidae
Source: the annotation of a GenBank genome assembly